Messenger RNA from Podarcis lilfordi (Lilford's wall lizard), 5009 nucleotides. The record is from the annotation of a GenBank genome assembly. Lineage: Eukaryota; Metazoa; Chordata; Lepidosauria; Squamata; Lacertidae.
GGGUGGGUGGGUCUGGAACCAGAUAAGAGAGCUUGCACAGAAAGUCCAAAGCGAUGGGUUCGGGUUAGCAGCAGGGAGCUCCUCCUCUCCCUCACCCGAGGGUGAAUCACCCCGCAAAAGAGGAAGGAAAAAGCACGCGCUCAGCAGACCAGCUUGCGACAGAACAUCAGCUGUACCAGAUUGGCAGCGCCGGCUCCAGAAGUCACACCCAGGCAUGACCAACAGUAAGACGUUCCGGAGGGCCUGCUCCUUGCGGGGGUCCAAGUCCCCCAGCCUCCUGGAUCCUGCCUCUGGGAGCUUAUGGGACCACCUGGAGGAGGCAGAUCCCACCAGGGGGUCUGGAGGCGCUGCCCUCGGGGGGCACGGCCUGGUCCCCAAGAACAAGGAAGAGGCCCAGCCGAAACCUGCCUGGAGCUGGGGGAGGAGAGCCACGAGUCUGAGGGUGCGGAAGGCCAGGGGAGAGGAGGCCGCGACGAUGGGAGAAGCAGCCCACUCCCUUGGCCCUGGCGACGGGCAGAUGCUCAUCGGGGAGGCCCAUGGCAAAGCAGGCGGCAGGAUGAAGAAACGUAAACAGGUGAGAAAAUGUGAGGAGUCGGCCUGGCACCAAGAGGCAGCAUGGUCAGGUGGAAGCCCCAUGGAAGGUGUCUUGCGCAUGGCCCUCAGAAACUUUGAGCCUGCACUGAGGAGGAGUCUGCUCCAUUGGUUAGGGCAGAGGGCAAGGAUUCAAAGGCCACAUUCACACCCUACAUUUAAAACACCAUGGUGCUGCUUUAAACCCUGGGAGCUAUGGUUUGUUAAGGGUGCUAAGAGCAUAGGAGCUAACUCCUAGGGGCCAAGGGAGCUUCAGGGGAGCAUAAAAUAUUUGAGGGGGGUCGCUCCCUCCCCAGUUGAUGGCCAUUGCCAUUCAAAUGGUGUCAUGUGACCAAUUAUGUGGGGCGUGGCUUACCCCUUUUAUGAAGAUCACCUGCUCUGAGACCCUACAGCUAAUUCUCCUCUGGCCUCCUGCUGGCCCAAGUAGGACCAAUUCAACUAGCUAGCCCUGGGGAUUAUUUAAUGCUUAUUUCCCCUAAAUUGAUUUUUGAAUUUUAUUGUUGUUCAUGUUUUUAUUCUGUAUUUUAUGCUGUUUUUAUAAUUAAGUGUUCUAAAUUUGUUGCUAGCUGCUCUGAGCCCGGUUUUUGAACCGGGGAGGCGGGGUAUAAAUAAAAAAAAAUAUUAUUAUUAUUACCCAUCCCCCUAAUAUUCAAGUUGGCUGAGUCAUUAGGAGACCCCUAUUCCCCUCAAUUCACAGGGACCUCUGGGAAUUGUAGCUCUUUGAGGGGAAGAGGGUGUCCCCUAACAACUCGCUGCACCAUCAGCCAGCUACAUCUCCCAGGAUAUAUAUUUUUGGGCGGAGAGUGGUUGGAAUCAAUGACUGAUUAAAGUGCUUUUAAUGGAUGGUGUGAAUGUGGCCUCAGUGCAUUUAGCACUGCCAGCUAACAGUAAAACAAGCAUAGCAGCCCUUGUGCCUAUGCCAGCAGCUUGAUGUGCAGAAAUCCAUCAGGGGAAGCUUUCCGUGGCAUGGGGUGAAAACUGUGUCGCACAUUCCACCAGACUCUGUGCUGCUUUUGCAUGCAAGGGCCCAGGGCCCAGUAGCUAACGGAGCUUUUUCCAUCUUCGUGACUGGCCCACUAGAGGGCACUGCGCAAAAAGAAACCUGGGAACUCUUCUUGAGCUGCCUGCCUAGGAGAGUCAAGGUUGUAUGCAUACUAUAGUUUUAAAGAACUUUCAAAACCCUACCUUCUCUCAAAGAAUUCUGGGCCCUGUAGUUCUACCCCUCACAGAAUUACAGUUUCCAGCAAUGCUUAAGAAACUACAGCUACCAGAAUUCUUUGAGUGAAAGAAUGUGUUUUGAACGUGGUUUAAAGGCAUAGUGUGUAAACAGCCAGAAAAGCACAGAUCCAAGAGGCGUUGCUCUCCUCCUGUGCUUCCUCUUUGUCCCUGGGAAAACCCACUCCGUACCACUGAAACAGAGCAAAUGGCAGUCCCCAGAAAAACCAAUUGACAUUUGUUCUGUUUCAGCGGUAAACAGUGGGUUUUCCCGCUGAAAUGCGGCGUGACAAGUGGAAGUCUGGGCGAAUCCUAACGCAAUCUGGUGUUUGAAAGCUUCAGGCUUUUAACAUCCCUUAUUUCUGAGGGUCCUGGUGCAUCAAGGCACAAGCCAAGAGCCUCACCUGGGCAGUGAUUUUGCCAAACCACUCUGGGAACAUUUUUCAGCUAAGGAACAGGGUAAAUGUGGUUAUGAAUAUUUAUUUAUUUAUUUAAGAACCAUUUUCCAGAAAGAUGUUUCUUCCUCUGGGAGCCACUGUCCACCCUGAACAAGCUAAUUCCAGCAGAGCAAGAUAGAGGAACGGGGCCUGUCUAUUCAUCCAUCUAGCUUGCUAUUGCCCACUCUGGCUGGCAACAGCAGCUCUCCAUGGUUUCAGGCAGGGGACAUCCCUAGCACUACCUGGAGACACCAUUAGGGAUUGAACUCAGGACCUUCUGCAUGCCAGGGAGAUGCUGAGCUGCAGCCCCUCCUCUUCCAGAGAAAGGCCUCUUAACUGAGCUGAAGAACUUGGCUCUGAAAAGUGCUUCCCAGGAAUUGGGAGUGUAGGGCUGGGCGAUAUCUGGUUAUCAACAUCGGAAUAUAUGACCAGCUAAGCACCGCGAACAGAUCAUGAAGCCGAUAUCGUGAUUUGGACUUCAAACCUGUUUCGGACAAUACAACGCCCAGCCCUAUGGGAGGGAGGGAGGGAGAGAGGUGGAAAGGGAAAUCUCCAUCAGACACAAGAUUGACACAUGAAGUCCACAUAUCUAUCAUCAGUAGCUCUUUUAGGGCCAGCAGAGUGCAGAAAAAAACACCCCACGGUGGUUAACAACACUACUUCCCACAGGCAAGAGGUUGUCUUUUCAGACACGUAACACACCCACACGCGCUGGAGCAAUGUGGGGCUCUGUGUGGGGCUUCCCUUGCAUUUGAUCCAGAAGCUGCAGUUGGUGCAGAAUGCUGCAGCACAAUUGCUGACCAGAGUGAGACCCUGCCAGCAUGUGACACCUGAGCUCAGAGACCUGCACUGGUUGCCAAUGUUCUACCAGGUGCUGCUAUUUGUAUAUAAAGCCCUUAAGAACUUGGGACCAGUUUCUCUCAGAUUGCCAUGCCCCAUAUGCACCCACUCGGCUGCUUCAACAGGUGGAACCGGCACUGUUGCAGGUGCUACAUAAUACUCAUCCCGCGUUUUUAAGGAAUUUAUCCUUUAGUGUAGCAGCACCCAGACGUUGGAACUCACUGCCUAUUGACAUCAGGCAGGCGCCUUCUCUGUAUCCUGUUUGGCACCUGAUAGAAACAUUUUAGCAGCGUGGCUGGGGAAACCCACCGGAUGGGCAGGGUAUAAAUAAUAAGUUAUUGUUGUUUUGUUUUUGUGUAGUCUAGCCUGCCCAGAUACAUAGAAUGCUGACAUGUGGUUUUAGCUUUCCUUUGAUUUUAACUAUUUUCUUAAUGUUUUGUACAGCUUGUUUUUUAUUGACGAUUGCAUUAUUUUAUUUUUUAAUUAUUUUGUGUCGUCAUCCCCCUUGCAAUAGAGAGGUAUAGAAAUCUUAUGAAAUGAAUAAACUACAUGGUGACUGUAAAACAGGGCCUUUUUUCUUUUUGGCAUAGCUUUUUCUUCUUGGCCAGACUUUGUAAGGAAGCAGCUGGGCCUCCCCACAAGCCGCCUCCUAUCUGGCUGCCCAAUGGAGGGCUAGAUAACAUAUCCAGAUUUGAAGACCUCCAGACCCUCUAACGCUCCUUCUUUGCUCCCUGCCCCUCCGCAGCAGGUAAAUCGUGCUCUCCGGGAAAGCUGGGAGACCUUCCUGACCAACGUGUACAGCUUAACGUUGAGCCACCCGACCAGCAGACCCACUGCGGAUGAAGCCCAGGCGGUGGGGACACCGUGAAGGAAAAGACUCCCCUGGACUAAGCAUGGACUCAGGGAAGGAUGCUGAACUGACUCAGGCGACACCAGGGCUUCUCUCUCUUGGACCCUUUUGGCUGUAAUCUCCGUGGGUUGCUGGCAAUGUGGCAGGUGCCCUGGAAGGACUUCUUCGCCAGACCUGGGCAUUACUCCUGGGCUUCUCUACUGGACUCCUUAUUCUGCAUUCAUCUAGCUGUGAUUCCUGCAGGGAGGUUGGACUAGAUUAACUUUGAGGGCUUUAGCUGCUAGUGGAAAGAUGUUAUCCAGACAGGAUGUCUCUGCUACUGGACAGCAGGUCUACCCAUUAAGAAACAACAGAAGGGUGGACAUGGUAUCCGAUUUUUUCAGAGGCCAGAUCUACCCAACUCAGUAGACACGGUGCCCAGGCCUCACUGCCACCCACUCUCCAGAUAAAUCAGAAAUACAGUGGUACCUCGGGUUACAGAUGCUUCAGGUUACAGACUCCGCUAACCCAGAAAUAGUACCUCGGGUUAAGAACUUUGCUUCAGGAUGAGAACAGAAAUUGUGCUCCAGCGGCGCAGUGGCAGGAGGAGGCCCCAUUAGCUAAAGUGGUGCUUCAGGUUAAGAACAGUUUCAGGUUAAGAACGGACCUCCAGAACAAAUUAAGUUCUUAACCCAAGGUACCACUGUAGUGAAAACCUGUUCUCUGAUACAUAUACAUACCUUUCCACUCCCUGAAAAAUUCUUAGGGACCUCCCUUCUCCCCACCCUCCAGAGAAUCCCACAAUUGUCCUCCUCUCUAGUUUUCUGGCCACUUUCCCCCCUGACACUCCUUGGGACAGGAACAUGCCUGGCAGCUGCCCAUCAGACAUCUCAAACCAGUUGCCUCCUCUCCUGGCUUGGAUUCUCCACCUGCCAUGUCUUGCAUCGCGUUAGCUAAUUCAGGUAGAUAGCAAAUACCUUUGCCUCCUGGGGGGUGAAGGGUUUACGGAAGGAGACACACAACGGGAUAUGAACACACCUUGUGGUGACCCAAAGUGUUGCUGAAAGCCAAUAAACCCAGACCCCAUCUCUGCUUGA